GGCAGGGAGCGGCGGAGCCCCGCCGGGGUGCGCCAAGAUGCUGUCCUACAGCGUGCUGGACGCCAACGUGGUGGAUGUCGAGAAGCGGAGGAACCCCUCGAAGCACUACGUCUAUAUCAUCAAUGUAACAUGGUCUGACCUGACUUCCCAGAUCAUCUACCGAAGAUACAGCAAGUUCUUUGACCUGCAGAUGCAGCUUCUGGACAAGUUCCCUAUUGAAGGAGGCCAGAAAGAUCCCAAGCAAAGAAUCAUUCCUUUUCUACCAGGCAAGAUCCUGUUCCGGAGGAGCCAUGUGCGAGACGUAGCAGUGAAGAGGCUGAAGCCCAUCGACGAGUACUGCAGGGCACUGGUUCGGCUUCCUCCCCACAUUUCACAGUGUGAUGAAGUCUUCAGGUUCUUCGAGGCUCGCCCAGAAGACCUUAACCCUCCAAAAGAGGACUAUGGAUCUUCAAAGAGAAAAUCAGUUUGGAUGUCCAGUUUGUCUGAGACUCCAAAAAAGAGUGUCACUCCAGGUGCUGAUGCUAGCUCUGAACCCAUGAUCCUGGAGCAAUAUGUGGUGGUGUCCAACUAUGAGAAGCAGGAGAACUCUGAGAUCAGCCUGCAGGCUGGAGAGGUUGUGGAUGUCAUAGAGAAAAACGAAAGUGGUUGGUGGUUUGUGAGCACAGCCGAGGAGCAGGGAUGGGUCCCUGCUACAUACCUGGAGUCCCAAAAUGGAACCAGAGAUGACUCUGACAUCAACACAUCUAAAUUUGGAGAAGUUUCUAAGCGACGCAAGGCUCACCUGCGGCGCCUGGACCGGCGAUGGACGCUGGGCGGGAUAGUCAACAGGCAGCAGAGUCGAGAAGAGAAAUAUGUCACCAUCCAGCCGUAUGCCAGCCAGGGGAAGGAUGAGAUUGGGUUCGAGAAAGGGGUCACCGUGGAGGUCAUCCAGAAGAACCUGGAAGGAUGGUGGUACAUCAGGUAUCUGGGCAAAGAAGGCUGGGCCCCAGCUUCCUAUCUGAAGAAGGCUAAAGAUGAUCUUCCAUCUAGGAAAAAGAACUUAACUGGGCCAGUGGAAAUCAUAGGAAACAUCAUGGAGAUCAGUAACCUGCUGAACAAGAAAUCCUCAACUGACAAGGAGUCUCAAGUAGAAAACGAGUCUGCAGAAACUCAUAUCACCAAGAAAGAAAUCAGUUUGCCCAUCCUGUGCAAUGACUCUAAUGGCAAUGCCAUGAUGACUUCAGACAAGCAGGCUUCCAAACUGGCCCAGGGAUCCCCAGCCAUAGCAAGGAUAGCACCACAAAGAGCUCAAAUAAGUUCUCCAAAUCUAAGAACAAGGCCACCCCCACGAAGAGAGUCCAGUCUGGGUUUUCAGUUACCCAAGCCACCAGAGCCACCCUCCGUGGAAGUUGAAUAUUACACCAUUGCUGAAUUCCAGUCAUGCAUCUCUGAUGGCAUAAGCUUUCGUGGAGGACAAAAAGCUGAGGUGAUUGAAAAGAAUUCUGGUGGCUGGUGGUAUGUGCAGAUUGGAGAGAAGGAAGGGUGGGCUCCAGCAUCUUACAUUGACAAGAGAAAGAAACCAAAUCUGAACAGAAGAACCAGUACUUUAACCCGCCCAAAGGUUCCUCCCCCAGCACCUCCCAGUAAACCAAAAGACUCUGAAGAAGGAACAGCUCCUGGAGCAGUUUCUUCAGGAGACACCCAGGACUCUCCCCACAAGCUGAAAUAUGAAGAACCUGAGUAUGAUGUGCCUGCUUUUGGCUUUGACUCGGAGUGUGAAGUGAGUGAAAGUCACCAUGAAGACAGCACUCCUGAAAAACGACUGUUUCAGCCCCUCAAACCCUCACCUGUGUCAUCACUUCAGAAAACUAAGUUCAAAGUAGGAGAGUCUUCAGAAGAAGUUGCUCACGAAGAAGAAACCAUCUAUGAGAAUGAGGGGUUCAGGCGUUAUGUGGAAGAUGGUUUGUCCAAUAAGGAAUCUAGUGGGGAUUCUGAUUCACAGAAAAGCUCCUCUCUGUCCUUGAUCCGAAGGAAUUCUCCGUGUUCCAGCUCUCCUAAAUCAUCACUCGUGAAGCUCAAGACAGACAAAAACAUUCAGCCUGAUCUUGGAAAGUGUCACUAUUCCAGGAGUGAGGAGACAAAACCAAGAUCAGCUUCAGAUGUUGGCUUACGUAGUGUGCCAAGAACAGGCAUGAAGAAAGAUCCCGGGCAGAGUCCUUCCAUCAGAGCAAAGCCAAUCGUUAGGCCCAAACCCUUCCUGAGCAAGGCAGACUCCCAGAGCCAAGAAAAGAUGGAUAUUAGCACUUUAAGGCGUCAGCUGAGGCCGACUGGGCAGCUCAGAGGUGGGCUCAAAGGUUCAAGAAGUGAAGAGUCUGCAAGCCCCCCCUGCACAGCUUCUGAGAGCCAGGAUGACCCUGUUCGGAGAAGCUCGGCUGAUCUCAUCACAGCUCCUUCCCGUGGCCUCUUCUGCUCCAGCCAUACUGCCAAAACUGAGCAAGAAAAUGACUCCAGAUGUUUCUAUGUGACCACUGACUCAUACCAAAAGGUACAGGAUUCUGAAAUUUGCUUUCCAGCAGGAGUAGAAGUGGAAGUGCUGGAAAAGCAAGCCAGUGGAUGGUGGUACCUGAAGUAUGGAGACAUGGAAGGCUGGGCUCCUUCCCAUUAUUUGGCUCUCCCUGAUAACCAGCAAGAAACUACAUCAGCAGAGACUGAUUCCUCUUUUGCCAGGAACAGGAAAAAUGAAAACAAGUCAAACAGUUUAGAGAAGAUAGAGAAGAGGGUUCAGGCUUUGAACACCAUCAACCAGAGCAAACGUGCAACACCACCCAUCCCAAGCAAACCUCCUGGCGGCUUCUCGAAAGCCUCAGGCCCAGUUAAAAUGAGGAAUGGUGUGAGGCAGCUCGCUGUCCGUCCGCAGUCAGUGUUUGUGUCUCCACCACCAAAGGACAACAACCUGUCGUGCUCCUUGCGGAGAAAUGAGUCUCUAACAACUACAGAUCAGCUUAGGAGCGUCCGCAGGAAUUCCUCCUUCAGCAACGCCUGGGCACAGCCUGGUGACACGAAGGGAAAGCAGCCGGAGCGGCCGGGCACAGAGAGCUCUGAGAGCACCUCCAACCUCCCCACGCAGAGGAAUGGGAUCCCUGUGUCCACAGUCAGGCCAAAGCCCAUCGAGAAAUCCCAGUUCAUCCACAACAAUCUCAAGGACAUCUAUGUUUCCAUUGCAGACUAUGAAGGGGACGAGGAGACUGCGGGGUUUCAGGAAGGUGUCUGCAUGGAGGUGCUCGAAAGGAACCCAAACGGCUGGUGGUACUGCCAGAUCAUGAAUGGUGUGAAGCCAUUCAAAGGCUGGGUGCCCUCAAAUUAUUUGGAGAAAAAGAACUAAUAUUGCAAUAUCUUUAACCUCCCUAAUUUAUACUGUUCCUGCUGUGUACAUGUGGAAAAAAACAAUUGCUACACAAAAAGACGUUUCCCUGUGCUACAGUUUGUACAAAGGAGUCUCUAAGAGGACAAAUCUGCCAUGUUCUGGAGAGGUUUGUGGGGUUUACGUGUUCUAAGCAACUACAAGGAAGAUGCAGCAUAGUCAAAUGCCUUUUUGUGAAGUUGUUAAUAAUCUUGUAUAUGUAACAGGGUAUGACAUCCCAUCCUUCCCAUUAUUGAUAGGAAACCAAAUGUGUGCCUUUUGUGAGAGAAAUACACAUGCAUCUACCUGGGGAGUUCUGUGCCAAACUGUUUUACAAUCUUGGCUCCCUUUCUCCUCAUUUUCCUCAUAUGUGGAAUACCCAAGAAUACCCAAGAAUUUUGAAUGCUUUUCCACAACUUACAGAGUGAGAAGCAAAUGCAAGUUUCUGAAACAUGGAGGGACUCUAAUCCUUUGGAGAUGUUCUUUUUUUUUUUUUCUUUUUUUUUUUUCCACUAUGCUCAGCAGUUGGUAGGUCCAGAGUUGGAGCCUUUUCAUCAUGGAGAGUUUUGGUGUCUGUCUUCAGUGUUGUUACAGAUAACUCACCAGAAAAGGCCAUCAGGUGGUGUGGGUUGGGGGCUUUUUGUUUCCUUUCAUUCUGUCUCGUUCUUUGAGUUGGGAUUUCAGGUGUUCAAGGGCAGUGAUGCCUACUGGUGCUUGUAAAAACAAACCUACAAACCCCUUGCUUAAGCACAUCUGUUACUGUGCAGGCUUCAUGUUUGGUUCUGUGCCUGACUCCUGCCAGGUGAUACUGGUUGAUUCUCUUCCCAGAGUUGGGAUUCUCAAAAGUUAUCAAAGACAACAAUGUCCCUUAAAACACUCAAGAUAAAGCUGUCAGAUGUGUUAAUUCUUGUUUUGCCCUCUGGUCCAAAUCCAAGGGUGCUGACUGCUGGCAGGGCCCACCAAGAUAUUAGUGAGAAAUAUUUGAAACCUUCUGCAACAUCAGUGUUUACAAUGAGUGGGGAAAAAAAAGCCAUCAAACUCAGUCUGCACAUAAUUUGUAUAUUUUUGGGGAAUUGCUUUUCUGUUUUGUUUUUGUCUUUUCUGUGCAUUCUGGGUUUACUGUAUUUUCUUUGUGUGUGUGUCUGGUCUUACCAAAAAAGACUUAAAACUGAGGUAUGAGACAAAACACAUGUUUCUGUUCCCACUUGAAUCCAAAGAGUACAUUUGUACUGGAAAGUGGGCCUGGGCUUCUCAGACUCAGAGAUUUAAUAUCAAAGCAAUUUGGUCUACAAUGCAUCUAACCAGGAAGCUGCCUCUUCUAGUUCCAGUUCUGUUUGUCUUUCUUAACUCAUGUUAUGAAAUGUGGCGCACAGUAUGGGUGGUGUGGGAAAUGGAAGAGGUGUCCAUUGGAAAAGGCUAGGAAUAUGGAGUUAUUGUGAGGUAGCCUUGUACUGUAAACAUAAAUUUACUAAAUCCCUACUGUGCUUAAGGAAGUCAUGCUUGGGGUUUUUUAUUAAAUGGCCUUGUUAAUCACUCAAGAGCAAUAUCUAAUUCCUUUAAAUAAUAGACAGCAUUGUCAAUCUGUUCUAAGGGGAGGGCAGACCAUUUCACUACUGGUUUACACAAAGCAUUGCAUGUCCUUUUUUCCACCAGUUUCAUAUUGAUUUGGCUGAAGUUAAAGGUUAUAAAGGCUUCAAAAUAGCUGGGAUCAAGGGGCUGAGUAAAACAGCACAACAAUACCGUAUGUUACUGGGGAUGUUUCACUGCCAAAAAAAAAAAAAUUAGGAAAUUUAUAUGUUGUUGUCUUUUUCCUUUUUUUCC
Molecule: messenger RNA, 5200 nt
Organism: Catharus ustulatus (Swainson's thrush)
Lineage: Eukaryota; Metazoa; Chordata; Aves; Passeriformes; Turdidae
Gene: SH3PXD2A
Product: SH3 and PX domains 2A
Exons: 15
Coding region: 38-3361 (1107 amino acids)
Biological process (GO): superoxide anion generation
Molecular function (GO): phosphatidylinositol binding; superoxide-generating NADPH oxidase activator activity; protein binding
Source: RefSeq, a predicted model, not a curated record